Molecule: messenger RNA, 8096 nt
Organism: Cydia pomonella (codling moth)
Lineage: Eukaryota; Metazoa; Arthropoda; Insecta; Lepidoptera; Tortricidae
Exons: 13
Coding region: 643-3627 (994 amino acids)
Biological process (GO): regulation of GTPase activity; signal transduction
Cellular component (GO): cytoplasm
Source: RefSeq, a predicted model, not a curated record
UGCAUGAUUGCCUAUCUGUGUGCAUGUAGGUAACGUGGCGCCGAUCUGCUUCAUUUAUCUACUGCAUUUGCUUUUAGUUUUUAGUGCGGUUACGCCACGCCGCUCCCAUACAAACAACGGCGUAUGAGCGGAGUAAUUAUAGGGAUGAAACACCGUUUCAGAUCGAGCGGGAUCGUGUCGGAAAUAACGUAGAAUAUCGGUCAACACAGACUCGACUCACAUCAUGGACUCUGAAUUAAUUGCAGCACUAUCGCACCGGCCGCGGCGCGCGCGGACGCCUCGUUCGAUUUUCGAACGAAACCCCGCGAACGGGAAGGCGGGAAACAUUUUGAAAUUGUUUAUGGAUUAAUUUUUUUCAAUAAUACUCGUUUUGUUUUUAAAUUUUGUCGGUUGUUAAAAAGUUUUGUGAUAAAUAGUAAUUAAAUUUAAAUGUUAAAAAUUGUGCCAAUCUUCAGUGUUUUCGAGAUAAAACUUGUGCAAAAAUAACUAAUCAGUAAGGUUAAAGAUCUCCGCUGUUUCGUUCGGACCGAUAACGGGUGCAAAUGUCUCAAAAGACAGAGCUGCUCGUAACUGCGAGCGAAGCACACGGUUACUGGAAAUAAGUAAACAAACAGUGAAUCAUUAAGCGGUUAUCAAUGCAGGAUGGCGUGUCAGGCCGCGAGUUGGAUUCCGAACGCCGUCGCGACAAUACUGCGGGCCGACAGCACGGCACAGCCAAUAAUCGCUUGGCUAACAACUAUACGCGAUUCCACGGAAGAAUACGAUCCUUUAGUGACAGUGAAAACGGAUUUAUCGGACUCUGAAGACUCGGAGUCCACCACAACUACAACACCGGAUAGCGCAUUUGAUGAAAUACUCUCGCAGUUAGGAAAAGAGAUUUAUAAAUUAGACGAAUAUCAGAAGAUCUUAGGUCCAGAGGAACAGGAAGUAUCAUUGAGCAUUUUAAAUAUCUUCGACGAGUGUUUGGAGGGAUUCGAAAACGGUUUCGAAGUGAAAGAAGUAGGAAACAGUUUUGAAGUGACUCCGGUACAAAUAUGUGGGCCGAGUGAAAACUGUGAUGUUACAGUGAAAGAAAACGGUGUGGCCAAGGCCAAGGCAAACGGCGACGAGUGUAGCGAUUGUGAAUCGACUUUAUCUGACGUCUCUUUCGUUACUAGCACGCCGGCUAAGUGUGAGAAAGUGAAUGUUGUAAACACUAUUUUUUACCAAGGUGAAGGCACGCCGGUCCCGCCGAGGCGGUCUAGGUUAAAAACGCCAUCGUCUAGUUCAUCUUGUUACGACAAUAUGGAAUUAAAGACUAGUGUAAACAAUGGGGUUAAGCGAGAUAGCGACAGCGAUUCAGAGAGUACAUGUUGGAGUUAUAAAGAAUGUAGCGACGCUGACGAUUCUAAAGACAGGUACGCGACAGUCUGGUCCCAGUCCACUGGGUUCCACAAUUCCGAUGAGAUUUUACGAAGGGUGUUAUCGCAGAACCACGCGACUAUAUCGCGAUUGUCUUUCGAUACGGCCAGUGACUUCACGCCGACGCAAUACUCGGUGUACGCGCUGCACGAGGUGGGAGACAGGUGCGCAGUCGACGCCAUGACGCCGGACAAGCCUGACGACGGCGGCUACGAGCCGGUCCGCGACGCGAUCACCACCGACGAGAACAUUUACGAGGAGAUCGAGUACGGAUACAGUUUUACGGACGAGGGGUGCUCUUGUGGCGGCAGUGUUGAAGUAGAGAGUUGUUCCAUCAGUGCGAGCUCCGAAGGAGUCGGUAGAGACAGUCCUGUGUACGCAAAUUUAACAGACAACGAUGCAUAUGCGGUCACCGCAGACGUCCUUUACUGGAGAAACGUUUUGCUACUGGACCCAUAUUACAACGAAGACGAAGAAGAUGAGUGGAUCAGCCCAGAGAAAUCCGUGGAGUAUUCUCGAGAGAUUCGACCACCAUUGGUCAUCCCUCGCAUCACGCAGUAUCGUGCGCCGAGGAGAGAUACUCGCACCAUCGCCUCUAACUAUGAGGAGUGCACCGAAUCCAAGCCAGUGACAGUGAAGUCGUCAGUGCGUCAGUAUGAGCGUCUGCAAGACUGGAACUUCGAGCCGCGGCGGAUGGACGACCGUUACGGCGUCGCCGGCAGCCCGCCGUUCCAGAGGCUACAUAAAAAGAUGAGCGGCUCCUCCGAGAAUCUCCUAGCUGCUCGUCGCCCAGUCCACUUGCCGCUCCCCGCCUCCUCAGCUUCCUCGGGAGAUAGCCUGGACGUGGAGGUCAGGGGAGGCUCCGGCUACGGAAGGUCCAGGAAGUCCAAGAGCCUGGUGCCUUCGAAGAGGGGUCUGCGGUCCCCGGUGCCGGCGCCGAGGACGGUGCUGCCGGACAGCAUGAUGAUUAAUGAUGGGUUCACCGUAAUCCACGAAGGGCCGGUGAAGCGCACGAAAUACUUCGAGGGCGGCAAGAAGAGUAAGAAAAACUGGGUGGACUGCUACAUGGUGCUCACGCCGUCGGCGCUGCUCAGUUACAAGGAUCUCAGGACGUAUCAGGCUUCAAUGUUGAAGCCUCCUGGCACACCGCCGAGCCCGACCGCGCCGCGUCCGGAGCUCAUCCUCCCCCUCAAGAACGCACACGUCAUACAAUGCGUCCAGACGCAGACCAGAAGGUACACAAAAUCAAUCGAGUUGACGGUCAGCCACGACCGCUUCCUCCUCCAAGACGACAGCGAAGAAGGCGCCAAACGGUGGCUCAGAGAGAUACAGAACGUCAUAUACAAACUUGGCCCACCUACCGACGACAACCUGUCAAUCAUGAACCAAAGCAGCAACACGGACCUCGAGAGCCUGGGCCGCACGCCACCGGCAUCGAGACACUCCAACAGGAGCAAACAGAAAGCCGGCGGUAGCAGUAACGAAGAUCUCAGCGAUUGCACAGAGCCACCGAAUAAAAGUCACGUCAGAAGCAGACUUAAGAAGUUCUUUCUCAAACGCCCGUCCAUGGAGCAACUUGUCAAAAAAGGGAUCUACAAAGAUGAGCCUGUCUUCGGCCGCAAUCUCUCCGAGGUGGUGCCGGCGGACGCGAACCCGCGCGUCCCGCUGUUCGUGGUCGCCUGCAUCAAGGAGAUCGAGAGCAACGAGGAGAACAUGUGCACCGACGGGCUGUACAGGGCCAGUGGGAACCUGAGUCAGGUGCAGAAGAUACGGCUGGAUAUUGAUCAGAACAAGCUGUCGUCGAUUGAGGAGAACGCAGACAUCCACGUGCUGACCGGAUCAUUGAAGCUCUUCUUCAGGGAGCUGAAGGAGCCGCUUAUACCCUGCAAUAUGUUCGACAGGGUGCUGGCAGCUUGCUCAAUAAAACCAAGAGAAGCGAAAAUCAAAGAGUUCCGUGAUAUAGUGAACUCACUACCGCCGUGCAACCGAGACACACUGAAAUACCUUCUGGAACAUCUAUUAAGAGUAACAAAGUACAGCGAGCGUAAUCGAAUGCACACAGCGAACCUCGCAAUAGUGUUCGGCCCCACGUUACUCUGGGCGCCCGCCGAGCAGGCGCACAACAUCGCGAUAGACUGCAUCCAGCAGAACAACGUCGUCGACACACUCCUCACCGAGUUCAACGAGAUCUUCGCGGAAGAAGGCAAGGCUAGGAGGAAGUCGUGACUCGGACUUUAUAGGAAACGAGUCUGAAAGCCCUUUGAGUUUUAGAUGGUCUAACUAUGGACUGUUUCUAUCUAUUCAGAUACUUACUGGCUGUGACCAAAAAAGGAUUUUGGCCUCUGAUAAAAGAGAACGCCACUCUGCCAUGUUCUACGCCACUUCCAGUUGGGUAUUCCGAGGCUCAGGUCUUUUAAGUAUCGUCACUCCAUCGGUAUCUAAAAUGCAGAUAGUGCAUCUAAAAUGAAAAAGUCUUAAGGGCUUGAUGAUCAGUUUGAAAUAACUUUAGAAACUUUCUUUGAAGAAAAAAUACUAGGCCCUCAUAGACAGUAGGAUCCUGGAAGUGGUCCUGCAAAAUCUAUGUGAUAUGGACUGAAAUGGGCCGUCUAUAACUUGUAAAAUGGUGUCAGCUUUAGGUCAACGUGCCAAAUGUUGAUGACCAAAGCGAUUGAUCAAAGUGGCGUUAUGGCUAAUUUGUGAUUAUGUAUGACCUUCUACGGGUAAAGGUACUUUAUGGUAGUCGGCGCUUCAAUAAUCGUCGUUAUUAAUACCAUAAGCGCCGACUGCCAUAAAGGUACCUUUACUCGUGGAACGUCACAUUUUACUCUGAAUUCUUUAUUGAUUAUUUGCCGUCCAAAGUAAAAUUUAAUUGCCAUAAUUGAUAGAUAGUUUUUCAAUGCAUGUUAUGCGAAAUACAAGUAAUUACAACGAGUGUUAAUAUAAAAAUAUAUUAUUUAAAUUACUCGUACAUACAUUACCUAUAUUGUAUUAGAUUUUUCCAUAAGUUAGUCAUAACGUCACAAUUAUUUAUGAAUUAAAUAUCUCUAGUUGAUGUAAUAUCAAUAGUUUCAACUUUAUGUAACAUAUUGAAUGCAUGUAGAAAACUACGUAGUCUAAACAUGUAUAUAUAUGUGAUAUAGCUAUUUACUGUGAACUAGAUAUUGGCCUUGAUAAAUAACUAAAUUAUUGAUACGACAAAGUAGAAGAUGAACUUUUUUAAGUCCUUUAAAAUGAUUGAUAGAAAAUUCAAUUGAUCUCCGCUUAAACGUUGAUUCUGUAAUAUGAUAACAGGGACAGGCAUUACAAUCACGGGGAUAUAAGUUCUUUUUCAAUUAGACUGUUAGAAAAGAGAUUUUAAAAAGCCCUGGAUACUUGUAAUCAGAUAUAAUUCACGAAAAGUAUAGUUUUGGAUAAUGUUAUAUGAAAGUUUAAGGAACAAAAAAUAUAGUUUAUGAAAUGUAAUGUAGUAGUUUCAAGCAUUACUAAACGUCAAAGAGAAUUUGAAAUAGACGUGGAUUGCCAAACAAAAUUUUGUAGCCACAGUAAAUUUACUGCCAUCUUUCGACACAUGAUUAAAACUUAUAGAACGCCAUUUGACUUUGAUCCUUAUUCUUUCACCGUCAAGUGGCGCCAUCUUACCGGGCAUCGGCUAAAGGUUGUGACCUUUGGUCUAUUAGAUGGCGCCUCUUUUUGAUAUUUAACAAAUUUAACGCAUAUUAGUAAGGAUAAGGAUCAAAGUCAAAUGGCGUCCUAAAUGUUUUAAUCAUGUAUCGACAGAUGGCACUAAAUUUACUGUGGCUACAAAGUUUUUUUGACAGUCCACCUCAAUUUCAAAUUCUCUCUGCUAAACAUAUAAUAAGGAAAGUUGAAUUCCACUAAGGUGUGGUCAUUGCUGUCGAUGCGGUGUUGUAAUCGUCAAAUAAUUAUGUUUCAAAGACUGUGGGACUUGAAAAGAUAAUAUAAUUAUAUGGAACAAUUUAAUUUAACAUAAACUUAUAUUUUUGGGUAACCCUGUAAAUAUCCAUUAUUAUAUUUAGAGCAAGUGGUCAUUUUUUACAGCAAAUAUAAAUAAAAUUAACUAACAAGGAAAGGUACCCAACUGUCCGGUUCCGAUUUGAUUUAUAUUUAUAUAUGUUAUAGAGUAGUCUAAAAUAACGGACACGUAUUUUUUUUAGCUGCCCAAACUCAACCUAUUGGGAGAAAUUGUCCUCCAAAGUACUAAAAAGUUACUAAAUCUUCUAACUCCUAUAGAAAGUGAUGCUCGAGCAACUUGCUAGUUAAUGGCUUAUUUGAGUAUAUGUUUAAGAACAGUACCCCUAGUGUAAAUAAAUUCGAUUUCCAAACGUGACGUACGCGUUUGCGUUUAGUCUCAUUUUGUAUUGGAUUUCGAAAGAGCGCGCCAAGCGGGACGUUUUGGAACCUCAAAAUCCUAUACAAAAUGAGACUUAACGCAAACGCGUUCGUCACGUUAUGAUGUCGAUCAAAGUUACACUAGGGGUACAGGAAAAAAAUGUAAACGUGUUUUGUUAUAUAAAAUACGUGUCCGUUAUUUUAGACUACUCUAUAACAUACAUAAAUAUAAAUCAAGUCGGAACCGGACAGUUGGGUACCUUUCCUUGUAAGUCCCACGGUAACCUCAAGAAGGCUUGUGUUGUGGGUAUUCAGACAACGAUAUAUAUAAUACAUAGAAAAUACCCCUGACAUGGGAAUAAAUAUCUGUGUUCAUCACACAAAUAAAUGCCCUUACCGGGAUUUGAAGCAGGGUCAUGGGUGUUUUUUAUGUAUAUAAGUAUGUAUUUAUGUAUAUACGUAUGUAUACCAUCGACUAGUACAGGCUUUGCUUCGUUUGGGGCUAAGUCGAUCUGUGUAUGAUUGUCCCCAUAUAUUUAUUUAUUUAUAUUUAUUUAUCUUCGUACCACUAGCUCUCAGUGUACCUAUAGUCGAAGUCAUAAAUAUCUAUACAUUUAUUCAGCUUAAUCUAUGGAUUUGUUAAGUUGAAAAUAUAUACUUAUGACCUUGGCAUUAUUACUUGUAGGCUUGAAGCCAAUCUGUAUCGUGUGCCUUAAGCUGCAUGUGUAAAUAUUCAUCUUGGAUGAAAUCUUAUGUGAUAAAAGGAUGUUGUUUGUUUAUUCAUGAUUAAUUUGGGAAGGUUAUGUUGUAACCCUCUUGUUAACCCUUUGGUUUUGGGGAGAGAACGUGUUAACUAGUCUAAGUCAUUUAGAGUAAAGGAAGUAUACAUCGUUUCAAAAAAACUAUUCAUUUCAAAUCAAUUAAAAUUAUUUAUUUCAGAGUACAUGCCCAUAGAUAAGAUACAAAUACAAAUAAAAAUACAUGUCAACGACUAAAAAAAACAUUAAUUACAAGAAAAUUCAAUACUAUGUCAAAAACAAGAAUAUUAAAAAGAAGAAAUACAUCAAAACAAUAGAUUAAAAUUACAAUACAAUAAAUUAAAAUAACAAUUACUGUCUGAAUAAAAUUACUAUUACACACUUAACACAAUAUUGUACACUGUGCCUAUAGAACUCAUAUGUAUUGUUGUCUGUUUUAUGUUGUUGAUACCAGUGGUAUUACAUUAUUUUUGAUGUUCAUCAUGUUAUAAUAUAUAACGACCCGCCCCGACUUCGCACGGGUUAACCUUAACAAAUUAUGCACCCUUCCUCAAGAAUCACUCUAUUAAUAAGUGAUAAUCCUAUGAAAAUCGUUCGUUCUUGAGUUUGUCGGGAACAUACAGACAAACAGACGCGAAGGGGGGACUUUUUUUAUAAGUUGUAGUGAUUUUUCAAUAUCACAAAAUAUGUUUUUAUGCUUUCUCUCCGUCGUACAUGUUAUCGUAUAAGUAUAUAUAUAUUAUCCGUCAUAAAAUGGUAUGUCUUAUAUUUCUUUGUUUUUCGCUGGACACAGAUUUUGUGGUCUUGUAUAAUAUUUAGUUAUUUGAAACGAAGUAUACUUCAUAAAAUAGCCUCAUUCAAACAUAUUUCAGCAUAUAUGUUUCUGAAUACGUCACUUUUAAGAUUUUUUGUAUUAUAAAAAAAAACUAUUGAUUCUUAUUUAUGUUAUGAUUCAAAAGUAACUAAUACAUCGUGUAUUUAAAAAUAGGUUUAGGGUACGUUCUUAAAAUUCAAACCCAUUUUUUUCCGAUAUCAUACUGGUUAUCGAAAGCACUAAGGAUCAAAGUUGUAAAUAAGUGUCAAUUUAUAGUUAUAUAGCCCCUCUACACAAUGGCCCAGCGCUGGACCAGCUAGAUGGCCAUGCGAUGGUUGAGAGCACGCACUAUGGAAUGGGCCACGUACGCAUCGCUGGCCCAUUACCUUUGAAAUGCGGACGAAAACCCGACACCGUGGCAUCCCAUCGCCAUCCCGUCGCGACAUCCACUACCCUCUCUACACGCUGGCCCAUCUUAGUGGGCCAGUAUGAUGGCCCAUCGUGUAAAGGAGCCAUUACAGUAAUCUGAUCCUAUGUGGACUGAUUGUCAUGUAUAUGAGUAUAUUAUAUAUUUAAGGAUAUUUGUCGAGUGAUUGUAUAUCUGAAAUACUCAGAAAUGUAACACCAAUGUAGAUCGAAUACUGAAGUUAAGCUAGGUACCAAAGUUUUAUAUUUUCGGCCGAUAGGUGAUAUAUGACUAUAUUUACUGUUUUAGAAAGCCAAUGCUUAAACUAGAGAAUGAAGUUACAUAAAAUAAAAAUUCACCUAUUUUA